CCAUUCGUCUGCGACUGCGCGGGUCCGGAACUUGCGUGCGGUGGUGGCUCUCCGGCUUGUAACUCCGGCAACUCCUUGUCUACGGCUUCUGACGGGGUAGCUAAGGGGAAAGCGUCGAGAUGACCGACCGCUACACCAUCCACAGCCAGCUAGAGCACCUGCAGUCCAAGUACAUCGGCACCGGCCACGCCGACACCACCAAAUGGGAGUGGCUCGUGAACCAGCAUCGCGACUCCUACUGCUCCUACAUGGGCCACUUCGACCUUCUCAACUACUUCGCCAUCGCGGAGAAUGAGAGCAAAGCGCGAGUCCGCUUCAACCUGAUGGAGAAGAUGCUGCAGCCUUGUGGGCCUCCGGCUGACAAGCCUGAAGAGAACUGAAGCCGCCUCUGCCUGCCUUCUCUAUGUUGCGGUCUUGCCCUCGUGUGUCCGCCCACAUGGACCGAUUCUCCAUGGCUCCAGCCUCUCUUCCUGUCUUUGUAAAAAGGCGCCUACCUAGGGCGUCCCACGUGACUUGUCUUCCAGUGACCCCUCCAGGACCCCAGAUAUCUGCGACCUUGCAGAGAUCCUAAACCCAGCAAACACUAGGGAAGGCGUUUGUGAUAACGGACUUGGUAGCUCGUGAGGUUUUUUUUGGCCUAGUUGGUUGCCAUUGUUGCUUUUUCCAUAAAAUUUAGAAAACUUCA
Messenger RNA from Condylura cristata (star-nosed mole), 685 nucleotides. It is a transcript of the gene SF3B5, whose product is annotated as splicing factor 3b, subunit 5, 10kDa. NCBI's taxonomy places the organism in Eukaryota, Metazoa, Chordata, Mammalia, Eulipotyphla, Talpidae. The transcript has a single exon. Gene Ontology annotation, cellular component: U2 snRNP; precatalytic spliceosome. The record is from RefSeq and is a predicted model, not a curated record. Gene Ontology annotation, biological process: mRNA splicing, via spliceosome. Bases 120 to 380 code for a protein of 86 amino acids.